GAUUCCGGUUUGCACCGGUUUUGUAAACCGUGUCUCCCCUCCGCUAUGGCGAGCGGCGCGACCGGCGUCCGUAACGAGCAGCUCUCCUCGUGGCUCGCCGCCGUGGCCGCCAAACCGGCCAUCUUCCGCCGUGCGCACGCCGUGCUCCUCACCUCUGGCCAUCUCUCCUCCCGCUACUCCGUCAACUGCCUCCUCCGCUCCGCCUCCACCCCCUCGUCCUGCGCCCUUCUCCUCCGGAUCCUCCUCAAUCACCGCCUCCUACCGGACCACCUGUCCCUCUCCUUCUCCCUCCACCCCUGCUCCCGCCUCCCCAGCCACCCCGUCGCCAGCGUCGUCCACUCCCUCGCCGCCAGGCUCGGCCACGCGCGCGACGUCUACGUCGUCAACGCCGCCGUCUCUGCCUACUUCGCGGCCGACGACGUCGCGUCCGCCGAGCGGCUCUUCUCGGAGACGUCGAAGGAUGUCGCCGACGUUGUUACGUGGACCGCGAUGGUCACCGGGCAUGCCAACGCCAGCGACGUCGAGCGGGCGAAGUGGUUCUUCGAGGCCAUGCCCGAGAAGAACGUGGUGUCGUGGAACGCGAUGCUGGGCGCGUACGCCCGCGCCGGGCUGCUGCCGAAGGCGCGGAAGCUAUUCGACCGAAUGCCCAGCAGGAACGCUGCUACGUGGAGCUCGAUGAUCACCGGCCUCGUGCAGUCCGACCAAUACGAGGAGGCCUUGAGGGUGUUCAGCGACAUGGUCGCGAGCGGCGUCGUGCCGAAUGAGCCGGCACUGGUGAGCGCCGUCUCGGCGUGCGCACAGCUGAGGUGGAUAGAGCACGGCGCGUGGGUCCACGAAUAUGCCGAGCGGGAGCUGAACGGGGCGAUGAGCGUCGUCCUUGCGACGGCGAUCAUAGACAUGUACGGCAAAUGUGGGAGUAUCCGUGAUGCCGUCAGGGUGUUCGCUGCAAUGCCAGUGAGGAACAUCUACUCGUGGAACUCAAUGAUCACCGGGCUUGCCAUGAAUGGUAGCGAGAGGCAGGCCUUAUCACUUUUCUGGAAGAUGCAGCUGGCUGGUGUUCGACCAAAUGACAUAACAUUCAUCGGUUUGCUGAGUGCUUGCAGCCACUCAGGUCUUGUAGACGAGGGCCGCUGGUUGUUCGAUAAGAUGGUAAAUCACUUUGGGAUCCAGCCAGUUCCAGAGCACUAUGGUCUCAUGGUUGACUUGCUUGGGCGGUCUGGCCAUGUCAGGGAGGCAGUGGAUUUCGUCAAGAACAUGCCUGUGGUUCCUCACCCUGGCCUAUGGGGUGCCCUUGCUGGGGCCUGCAAGAUCCAUGGCGAGGUGGAGCUCGGUGAGGAGAUUGCCAAAAAGCUCAUUGAGUUGGAGCCUCGGCAUGGCAGCCGGUACAUCCUCCUGUCAAACAUAUAUGCCACCUCAAACAGAUGGGACGACAUGGCCGAUGUGCGCAGGAUCCUGAAGGAUCGCAAGGUGCCCAAGGGCACAGGCAAUGCCAUAGUUGGAAAUGAUUCGCAGUCUUCAGAACAUGAGACCCAUUCUUGAUUAGUGCUUCUUUGGACUGAUAAGUGCAUUCGGUUUGACUUUGCACAAGAUGGGUGCGGUAUGAACCACAUUCAACUCGGAGGCAUCACUGGACUGAAAGGAGCCUCCUUGAGGAUAUAAAUUUUAUGGAGCAUUUGGAAAAUGCAUAACGGGAUAUACCUUCAGCAUUCUUUGUGGGUUAGUUGCAAGUGCCUGAAGAGGCACUCAGAUAAUGAAGAAAUGGUAUCAGUAAGCAGGAUACGCUAUUGGCAGUGAUAGAUCACUUUUCACUUCAUUGGGGUUUUCAAUAGUAGGGGGCAUGACACUCGGCACCACAAUUGCCUUGAUGAUGUAGUAGUGGAUUUUGAGAUUUGAGAAUUAGUGGAUAAAACUGUUGAUAGUAGCCUUGGUGCUAAUUCUGAUUCUCUGUUCCUGUUCCAGUACUCCAUUCAAUACUUGCAAUCAUUUUGGUUUAUUUUCUGGCAGGUAGCGGAUUAGAAAGGUAGAGGUGCUGCCACUGGCAUGAUCUUUAUGUGGUCAUUGGACUGAUACAGCGAGGUUUUGUUGUUGUACUUGAAACAUCAUGUUUCUGGUUUCAUUUUCAGUUAAAUGUUAAUGGUACAUGGGAGGCAGGGAGUCUAUAUGGAAUUGAAGAGCAGGUGUGUUAUAUGCAUGGAAUAUGAAGAAAAAAAAUCAACGAUAAGUUAUGAAGAAUUCAUGGUGUUAACAUAAUCUGGU
Molecule: messenger RNA, 2256 nt
Organism: Oryza brachyantha (malo sina)
Lineage: Eukaryota; Viridiplantae; Streptophyta; Magnoliopsida; Poales; Poaceae
Product: pentatricopeptide repeat-containing protein At4g18840-like
Exons: 1
Coding region: 46-1539 (497 amino acids)
Biological process (GO): RNA modification
Molecular function (GO): RNA binding; protein binding
Source: RefSeq, a predicted model, not a curated record